Dreissena polymorpha is the source of this 2697-nucleotide messenger RNA. RefSeq lists its product as uncharacterized. Gene Ontology annotation, molecular function: acyltransferase activity, transferring groups other than amino-acyl groups. Bases 108 to 962 code for a protein of 284 amino acids. The record is from RefSeq and is a predicted model, not a curated record. Lineage: Eukaryota; Metazoa; Mollusca; Bivalvia; Myida; Dreissenidae. The transcript is spliced from 2 exons.
UCUUAUAGUCUUGUGCAACAAUCGGCACAGUGAUCCGCCCUUACGAAUAGGCUAAUGGACCCGUAAAUUAACUUCGAAAUACAUACAUACAUUGCGACAGUUUCGAAAUGGAAAGUUCGGUUCACGUGAGACCAGCGAAAGUCGGAAACGAACAUUUUAUUAAUGAAGACUGGGUUGGUAUUGAUAUGUUACGCCAUAAAGCAAACGUUGCGCUGGAUCCAAAGUACCUGAUGGUCGCAGUAGAUGAGAAUGACGAACCGGUCGGUUACGGGGGAAUCACCCUAGCCACACCAGAUAUUUGUUAUAUUGGAAACGUAAUUGUACGUGAGGACUUCGGAGGGAAAGGGAUUGGAAAAUUGAUAUUGCAAGCUUUGAUUGAACGAGCUGGGGACAGAAAUAUCGCUGUGGAUGCCGUAUCUUAUAUGGGGGAUUGUUACGAAAGAAAUGGCUUCAAUUUUAGUACAUCAAAAGUAGCGUAUUACACAGUUUGCGUUAAUGAGGCUAUGAAGAAAUCGGUUCAGUCUGUAUUCACGUGCAGGGAUUUGACAGAAGAUCUCUGGCCAAUGGUGAUGAAGUAUGACAGACAGGUGUAUCCAACACUAGAUCGAGAGCGAAUUCUGCGGGCCUGGUUCUGCGCGGAAGGCUCUCGGGCUAUGGUUGCGUUUCGUGGUAACCAGGUAGUUGGGUAUGGAAGCAUUCAUGAAAAGCCCCAUCAAGAAUACAGUUUAAAGAACGUUUUUGCAGAUGAUGAAAGCGUUGUUGAAGCAAUUUUAAGAGAGCUAUUUAAAGAAGUACCGGAGGGUCGGUUGGCGCAUUUUGAAAAAGAUGAAGGAAAGCCAAUGCCAAAGUAUCUAGAACACAGCGUUUCUCGAUUUGACUUUACUGGCAUUCGAAUGUAUAACAAAUAUCCUUUGGAGACAAUUGGGGACAAAAUGUGGUUAACAUCUGCGGCCAUACUUUGAAAGUUGUAUAAACACUGAUUAACCGUUCAUAUAAUGGACGCAGUUAAGUUACGAUUAUGCUGUCAAUAUUCUUGAAGGGAAUUGUUCACAUUUUAAUAUUCAAUAUAAUUGUCAUCGUUUAAAAAAAGUUUACAUUAUGCUUGAACAACCGAAAGGACACUCCUGGCUUAGAAAUGAAACAUACUAGUUUAUCAUUGGAUUAUCAUCUUGUGAUAUCGGUAAAAAAAAGCGUGUGUAACGCUUUUCCUCAAGUUUGAUCAAACAUGUUGGUUUUGUGUUUAUAAUUCUCGAAAACACUAAAGCCUGUAUAUUGAGUUUGAUAUGUACGAAUCUAGGACAAGAACACAACAAAACUCUAUUGAUUUCAUGUUUGUUUGUUAAUUUUGUUUGUUCAUUUGUAAACCUUCUGCACUAGUGAUAGAUUUGUGUCAUUUUGUUUCAUUAGAAUACCUUACUUUUAUUUAAUGUAACACUCACCAUUUUUAGCUAGGCAAGAGAACGGACAGCAGAACAAGUUUUCAUACAAUUUUGAAAACAUCACUGUUAUGUUUCACUAUUUGAGAAAUGCAUGUAUAGUAUUUUGCGGCAAGUAUACUGGUUAUUGUGAAAGUAUCAUUGACAGCCUGUUCAUUGGCAUAAAGGCAAUACAGUACAAUGUUUCCAAAUAAUGGAGAUUAAAAAAUUUUAAGUGACGCCACAGCAGGGCAGCACAUUAAACAAAAGACAUGUCAGUAAAAAUGUAUGUUAACACAAUUAUUUUGAAGAUGGGCAAGACAAAAAACAAUACAUAAAAAUGAUGCUGCUUAUUAAAUUCUAAAAUAAAAUGUGUACAGAAACUGUUAAUUAAUUUCAACACUAUUGUAAGCUGCAAGUCAGUCCUUGCAUCAUUUUAAUCAUUCACAAGAAUUUUGAAUUUGGCCUGAAACCGCCCCUGAAAAAUGAAGUGGUGGUUUUUUCAGGCCAUUAAUCUUCAUGCUCCAUCUGCUCGGCAUUAUGAAAUAAUAUAAAGUAGAUUACACAAGUCAUUGAACUUUUCCAAACAGUGUUGCAAUUAGUGUUUAUGUGGCUUCUUUGUUUCUGUGUCAAUAAACACAUACAUUAGUUGAGUUCCAUAUUCAUUCAUUUUUAUAAAGUUUAAAUUAGCAUUGUCUUUGAAAGGUCAAUAGUUGUGGAAAUAAUUAAGGUAGCGCACCUCUAAUGGGCACAUAUCCAAACAUAAUCUAAUUAAUUAUUUUCUUAAUCAGCAUCAUUUCACUGAACUACAUGCAAAUUUGUAGGUAGGCUUUCCAUGCUUUUUAAAAAAAUAUACCGAUUUUUUCAAAACCACCCCCACGCUCGGCUUUUGUCCAGUUUAUUUUCACCCCUGGGGUAUAUAAAAGUUCCAUAAUUCAUUCAAAUUUCCAAAUAUGGACAUGCAGUUGGUGUGUACAGAUGCUGUAAAGGUGUUUAAAGAUUAAACAAGAUGAAAUAAGUAUUCUUUUACAGACAUUUAUUUUUUUUAAAUUUUUAUCUAUGGAAGAGCGCCAUGAAAUGUAAGUGAUUUCAGCCAAGUAAAAAUUGGGUCGGUUAAAAACAAAGUGUCAUAAAAUUCAAAAUAGUAUCAUUUAAGUCAUAUUUUAAACUUAGUUUUUAUAGAAACACUAUAUACAGCAAAAAUACCAAGAACUAGACAGAUUUACCGUUUACUUUUUGAAAUAAAAAUAAAAAUGCAACAUGCAUGGUUCGUAUUUUCAAC